CAGGACCGGAGACUUCGAAGACUUCCCCUUCGUGUCAAUGAAGACGCACGAGCAUUACUACGUGCGUUGGGCCAGUGACCUGGCCCGUGCAACGCGCGAGGCACCGAUCGUCUUCAACGAUCUUUGCGACGGCGUCUUGGUUCAUUGGAUCAGAGGCUCGGAAGAGCUCUCCCGCUCCAUCAGCACCGCCUUUGACCCCACCCAGUUGCGAUUGAUCCAUGGCCGUCUGCUGCAUCCCGUAAGCGUGAACUCCCAUGCGCGGGCUGGCUCGCUAAGUGGCACCAUCCGAAAACGAGAGACCUUUCUGGCCUCAAUCGAUGUGACGACUUCCCAGCGGAUCUUGUCUCUUUGCGAGGAGUCCGAGGAUGUCAGCUCGGGCCUGUUGAUCACUUGGGAGAAUGAGAGGGUCCCGGUGCUGAUGGAGGAGUGAAGCAGAGGACCGGAUGAGGAUCGAACCUAUAGUGAAGCAGGAAAUCCGAAUAUCGCCACCUGCAGUCUCAAAAUAAGGACAUGAAUUCACAUUUGGACCAAGCCCAAAAAGGGAUUUGUGCCAUUUGGUGCCCAAUGUGCACAGAUUAUUUGAUUCCGGGUACAGGCAGAUGCCAAGAAUCCGAGUUUCUGCACCCAAACUCUGCCGUUUGCGGAUCAAUGGCUGAUGAUUCACUAUGCGACCGACUCUCGCUGUGUGCG
Messenger RNA from Durusdinium trenchii, 690 nucleotides. NCBI's taxonomy places the organism in Eukaryota, Dinophyceae, Suessiales, Symbiodiniaceae. The record is from the annotation of a GenBank genome assembly.